This is a messenger RNA of Colletotrichum lupini, 846 nucleotides long. RefSeq lists its product as uncharacterized. Bases 1 to 846 code for a protein of 281 amino acids. The transcript is spliced from 2 exons. The record is from RefSeq and is a predicted model, not a curated record. NCBI's taxonomy places the organism in Eukaryota, Fungi, Ascomycota, Sordariomycetes, Glomerellales, Glomerellaceae. Gene Ontology annotation, molecular function: protein binding.
AUGUGGCCAGAGUCAGAGCGCCUCCAUCGGGAAUUCCUCCACUCUUUCGAAGAAACUGGGGCUGACUCCCCCGACGAAUAUGCCUUUCUCUAUCGAUCCUUAUCAAAUGUAUGCACCAAGCAAGGCUUCCACAGCGACGCAGAAGUCUUCCUUUCGAAAUUCUGGGAUUGGUUCCAAAACAGCGAACCAGACCAAGAAGAAGAAACGGUCGAGGUUAUGGCCGAGUUGGCACGAGCUUACGCAAGAACGGGAAAAUUCGACGUCGCGAAUCAGUUCAUAUCCCGCAUGCAGGCCAUAAGCGAGUCUCUCUUUCCUGACGAUGACUAUGAUUAUGAAGAUAAUCGGGACAUUCUUUGCGCAUCCGCGCGCGCAGAUGUCAUGUUCCUGGCCUGUCAACGGGAGGAAGCUGCAGACUUGAAGCAGAAAUACGUGGACCUUCAACCCACCGACUUGGAUGCGGUACUCGCCUUAUUGGACAUGUACGAGACAAUAGGCGAAUGUUCUAAAGCGGCAAAGGCUCUGCCUUUAGCCAUUGGCGCUGCUUGGAUCCUCAAGACGCAGUCAAGCCCGGAGGUUCACCAAAUGGCGAUCGCCAAGGUUGCUACUUAUGAUUCAAGGAUACAUACAGCAAUAGGCGAUUUUGAACUUGCCCAAGAACAGGCUACAUUGGCAGUGAAUCGGGCAUCAAAGUGGGAUCUCGGCAACUUCACCUACGCCGAAACAUAUCGAAACGCUCUCCAAGCCAUGAUGACGUUGUAUGAGACACUCGGACGGGACAGAGAGAGGGAGGAGACAAGACUUAAGGACAUCCUUAGGAACCUAGACAGGAUAUACAGGAAGGCUUGA